This is a messenger RNA of Tetrahymena thermophila SB210, 1485 nucleotides long. Its product is annotated as transmembrane protein, putative. The transcript has a single exon. NCBI's taxonomy places the organism in Eukaryota, Ciliophora, Oligohymenophorea, Hymenostomatida, Tetrahymenidae. The record is from RefSeq and is a predicted model, not a curated record.
AUGGAUUCAUUCUUUGAUGGUACAUUUGAUAGAGGAAUAUUUACUUUUGAGAUACUUUAUAGUAUUAGUGCUAUUGUAAUGGUCUAUCUAGCAUACAUCUAUAUUAAUUAAUCACUCUUGGCUUGCUUUAUAAUUGUUAUGAUUUGUUUUGGAUUAAAAAGAAUUUUAUCUGCAAUUUUGUGUAUCUUUUUUUAAGAAUCAAAAUCAAAAGGAUUGGCUUUGUGGAUGUUCGAUGCACUUUUACUUGGAUUCGUAUUCGGAUUGGUAGAUAUAGAACAAUUUUCAGGAAUGCAAACCUUCUAUGUUUUCUUUACUACAUUGAAAAUAAUUGGUAUAUUUUUAACGUAAAUGAUAACAUUUUUCUGUUUUAAAUUGCUUUCUGAUGAUAAUCUAAAUGAAUAUAUCAAAAUUGUGGGAUAUGUACUUUUUUUAUACUGCCUAAUUAUUUUUUCAUGCUCUAUUUCAUGGAUAAGUGGAAGUAAAUUUAAAUUUAAAUUCAUGCUUAAUAUUAUAAAUUAUUAUAUAAGUUUAACUUGCCUUACUUUGUUUGAAAAACCUUAAGGUAAUAAUAUGGCUUACUAUUAAUUGUUGAUAAUAAUAAUAAGUAUGAUUAUUAUAUACAUAAAAGAGAAAUCUUAGUUUCUUAAUGUAUUCGUAUAUAUUUUUCUAAAUGGAAUUAGUGAAGAGCUAGAUUUUGAAUUCUAUCACAUAUAUGAUUAAAUUUAAUUCAAAUAUUUUAUUUUGUUGAGAUACUUAAGCGAAGUAAUUAGGUUUGGCUUGAUACUUUUUUUUGGAUUUAAUUAUAUAAUAGAUCUAAGUUUUGAUAACUAAACAGCAGCUGAAAAAAUAAAACUAACACAUAUUCUUAUGAGUAUGAUUAUAAGUAUAGUAUUUUUUAUAGCAAAUUAUAAUAAUUUUUUGCUUUUUUUUAAAGUUAAAAAGUACCUAAUUUCUACUGAAAAAGAUAUCUAAAAAGUUGCUGAAAAAUUAAAAAUGUAAACAUUUAAGAAUUUGAUUAUAAUAGAUUUUAAAAUAUAAUAAAAAAAUAAAGAUUAAAUAUACUAAUAUCUUAUUAACCAAAGCUACAUUUAGUUAUUUUAGAAAAUUUCUGAAAUUAAGUUAGCAUAUGGAUAAUCAGUUAAUUUAGAAAUAAGAACUAAUUACAAUUUUACUGCAUAUUUUACAAAGGAACAAGAUCUCUUAAUUGAAAUAUUAAAAUCUAUAGAGUAUAUUGAGUUAAAUACAUUCUUUGAUCUCGUUAGACAAAAUAAAAUUUUUGAAAUAGUAUAGGGCAGAAUCUAAUACGGAUUUAUAUAAAAUAAAUUCACUUAAAACAUCAUUUCUAAAAUUUAAAAUUAACACUAAAGAGUUCUAGUAGAAAAAUUAUUAGUUUAAAAUUUAAUCAUUACUUCUUUUUAUAAGAAUCUUUCACAAUCUUAGAAUUUUUCAUCUCAAUAAAUACUAUAUGAUCUUUAUGAAGACUGA